GUGGUCUCAGUUUAAAGGCUAUUUUAUUUUCAAACUGGAGAAAGUAAUGGAUGAUUUCAGAACCUCGGCUCCUGAACCAAGAGGGCCCCCCAAUCCAAAUGUGGAAUAUAUUCCCUUUGAAGAGAUGAAAGAAAGAAUCCUGAAAAUUGUUACUGGAUUUAACGGCAUCCCCUUCACUAUUCAGCGACUCUGUGAGUUGCUGACAGAUCCUAGGAGGAAUUACACAGGAACAGACAAAUUUCUAAGAGGCGUGGAAAAGAAUGUCAUGGUUGUCAGCUGCGUCUAUCCAUCCUCAGAGAAAAAUAAUUCCAAUAGUUUAAAUCGGAUGAAUGGUGUUAUGUUCCCAGGAAAUUCACCAGGGUACUCUGACAGAUCUAAUGUAAAUGGACCUGGAACUCCCAGACCAGUAAAUCGACCGAAGGUUUCUUUGUCAACCCCUAUGACAACAAACGGUUUGCCAGACAGCACGGAACACAAAGAAUCGAGCUUGCAGCAAACAGAAGACAAAAAACACAGUGAAUCACCAGCAUCUGAAUCGGAGGGUGCUCAGAGCAGCCCGGUAAAAAAUAAGCACUCUGAAGAUGAUCCUGCAGAAGCAGAAGGACAUGAGGUAAAAAGACUUAAAUUUGACAAGGAAGGGGAAGCCAGAGAUGCACCUAACCAAACCGCCUCCAGUGAAGCCUCUUCAGGUGUGGGGGAAGAGACAGAAGCAUCCUCUACAUCUCAGGAUAAAGAAAAAGAGGCUACUUGUGCCAGACAGCAGUGUACAGAGGAAGAGGAGGAAGAGUCCUUCCUGUCUCCCAGAAACGUUGGUCUGGACAGAAAAGAUGAAGGCAAAGACACUGAAUCCCCCACUGCGAAGGAAGAGGCAUGUGAGGAGAGCCAUCAGAUGGAGGAGUCGGAUCCAUCGCAAGCGGGGAAGGAUUUACACUCGGAUGACAGUGCAAGUGGUGGAUCUGCCCGAAGCGGAGCUGACUGCAGCGAGACGGAAGAGUUAGGGUCCUGUGCUAGUGCAACUCCAGAGAGUUCAUCAGAGACCCCUAUGGAAAACAGCGAUGAAGCAACAGAGGUUGCAGAUGAACCCAUGGAGCAAGACUAAUUUAAAUACUUAGAUGCAGUAUUUUCCAUAAGGCUCUGGUUUUACACUGUAUAAAUAAUUUUAUGUAAUAAAGUGGACCUUUAGUUUUACAAAAAGAAGCAGGUUGUAAAAUAAACUUCUCCAUGGAUUGAACCUUGAAAGAGUUGUACAUGAUAAGAACUGUGAAUACCAGCUCCUUCAGGUCCUGCUUACCGCUGAACUUACGUUUGGUCGAAUCAGUGGUUUGUGUAUAGUUUUUUUUAUUUAGAAUAAAAGUUUUUAAACUGGAAGGUAAUUAUAAUUUUGACAACUUUUUUGGAGAUUACCACACCUAGUUGUACGUAACCAAGAAAGCUUUUUGUCAUGUCUUUUUCUGACAGCUCUAGCAGUUCCUUCAUCUUUUGGUUACAGUUCCAGCAUUUGACAUGCGAAAUAGGGGGUUUCGUGCUGGUUUCCAGAUUUUUAUUUGAAUACACACUAUGGAACCUUACGUUGUGCGUUUAAAACGUGUUACACUUCACACACAUGUCUGCACGCAUGCACACCUACGCGUACCCUCGCUGUUCUGAGGGGGAAAAUGGUAUAUUUUUCUGUUUCUAUAGAAGACGAAUACAGCAAAUACUUUUUUUUCUAUAGGAAAAGACUGAGCUCACCUCUCCAGGUGCUUUGUUUUGCCUCUGGAAAACAAAACAAAUGGAAUCUGGCCCAUAUGAAACCCUGGAAAUACUAACAGCGUUGAAAACACCAGAGUAAACACAUUCCAAGAGAACUGUUGAGAUUACAACUUUUUUUGUAUACUUCUGAGGUGCCUGCGUGAAAGGAUUUCAUUUAUUUAUGGGAAAACGUGCUUUCCGUGGAGAACGUUGUAAUCCAACCGUUAGCUUAAACCUUCCGUAGAGGAAACGCUUGAAAAGAUGUUGAGCUCUCUUGGAGGAAAGGAAGCAGGUACCUGCCUUUCUGAGCGCGUCGUGGAGCCUCGUCAGGGCGCUGGGAAGUCUCGGCGCUGCUGCGGCGCGGGCGCCAUCGGUACCACCGCCCCACUGGAGCAGAAGGAAUACAGAUACCACCGUGGUCGCGCGCCCGCGCCCAACAGCCGUGAGGUUUAGGGGUGCAGAGAAACCACCGUGAUUUGUGUAACGUUUUGGAAGUGAACUGAAUAUUUUUGAACGUGCUACUUUUGACAGCCAGUGUUACGUUUUUUUUCCGAACCAGCUCAAAGCACAAACUGCUGCUUUCAACUCUCUAUACUCUCCAGUUCCCACGUUUAGAGACACGCAAGCUGCAACCUCCCGGUCACAAUUACUGGCUGCCAAAUUUAUACCUGUUUCUUCAACUGUACCUUUUUGAUAUUUAGAAUUUUUAAAUUUCUGUAAAGUAGAUUUUUGUAGGUUGUAAUGAGUGCUCACUGCCAUUGUGAAACGGUAUAUACUUGUAUAAUUCCUGUGUGUAAACGGAAUGCUUGGGCUUUCAAUACAGUAUUCAUAUAAAGCAAUAAAUAUCAAUGUUAUGAAA
This is a messenger RNA of Eurypyga helias (sunbittern), 2590 nucleotides long. RefSeq names its product protein phosphatase 4, regulatory subunit 2 (gene PPP4R2). Lineage: Eukaryota; Metazoa; Chordata; Aves; Eurypygiformes; Eurypygidae. Gene Ontology annotation, cellular component: nucleus; protein phosphatase 4 complex; cytoplasm. Gene Ontology annotation, molecular function: protein phosphatase regulator activity. The record is from RefSeq and is a predicted model, not a curated record. Bases 47 to 1099 code for a protein of 350 amino acids. Gene Ontology annotation, biological process: protein dephosphorylation. The transcript is spliced from 7 exons.